GGGGCGUAGCGCCGCGUCACGUGACCGGCGGCCGCGAAGGUGACAGCCGGACCGGGCCCGUUCGGCCGCCGCCGCCACCAUGUCGGGCAAGGACCGCAUCGAGAUCUUCCCCUCGCGGAUGUGAGUGUCGCCUGGCCGCGGCGCGGGCCGGCUGAGGGGCGAGCGGCCGCCCCGGGACCGAGGCGCCGGGUUGGGAGGGAGAGCUGCGGGGUCGCUUCUUGUGUAAACGCGUCUUUAAGCGGCCGGAGGCUGCGGGGGGGUUGGAAGGCAGCCGUCAGCAGGCCCCGCGGCUGGUGGGCUGCACAGGACUCCAUUUAGGAAACACUAGUACGUGCGUCGGGGAAAAUGCCCAAGUCAAGCCGUCGCUGCCCUUUGCUGUUCCAUAGAGGACGCCGAUGUCGUUGUACGAGAGGCUGGCCGGAAAGCCUUUAGGAAAAAAGAACAAAAAGGGAAGCGCGGCGUGCAGUCAGAUUUCCAGUAACUUCCCAGAGCGGUGUGUCAUGCGGUCAGGUGGCUCCUGACGGCGCUCGGCACAGCAGCUGGCAUUGCGAUGAACAAAAGUGCUUAAAACUGACGAACCGUUAGAAAUGCCGUUUUAAUGGCACCAUUGCAUUCCUCCUUAGUACUUUCCAGGACAGAAAGCCUCCGGGAGAAAGGCAGUUUCAAAUUUUCUUGCAUAACACGAAGUUGGUGGCUGGAUAUAAUCUCUAUGGAGGGUGUUUUGCAGGACGGAAACUUCACAUGUGAAUUAUUAACUCUUUCUUCAGCUCAGGAGAUGCGAGGAAACAGUUUGUAUGGAAAGAUUAAUGUGCUGCAUGGGCUCAGACCAUCAUGAAGGCUCGCUUGAAGGGAGCUCAAACAGGCCGCAACCUCUUGAAGAAAAAGUCUGACGCUUUGACGCUCCGAUUCAGGCAAAUCCUUAAGAAAAUUAUUGAGACUAAGUUGCUGAUGGGUGAAGUGAUGAGAGAAGCUGCCUUUUCGCUUGCCGAGGCUAAGUUUACAGCAGGAGAUUUCAGUACCACUGUGAUCCAGAAUGUGAACAAAGCUCAAGUCAAGAUCAGAGCUAAGAAGGACAACGUAGCAGGUGUAACCUUGCCGGUUUUUGAACAUUAUCAGGAAGGAGGCGACAGCUAUGAGCUGACUGGCUUGGCUAGGGGUGGAGAACAGCUGGCUAAGCUGAAGAGGAACUAUGCCAAAGCUGUGGAGCUGCUUGUGGAACUGGCCUCCUUACAGACAUCCUUCGUUACUUUGGACGAAGCCAUUAAAAUAACAAAUAGACGUGUGAAUGCAAUUGAACAUGUGAUUAUUCCCAGGAUCGAGCGUACUCUUUCCUAUAUCAUCACAGAACUGGAUGAAAGAGAACGAGAGGAGUUCUACAGGUUAAAGAAGAUCCAGGAAAAGAAAAAGGUAUUGAAAGAAAAAUCUGAGAAAGAACGGGAGCUGCGGAGAGCUGCUGGUGGGGAACGUGAACCGGCCAAUCUCCUAGCAGAAGAGAAGGAUGAAGACCUUCUCUUUGAGUAAACCUGAUGCAGCUGUUGUAUUUGGAGUGGGGGGACCCAGAAUACAGAAUGCCCAUUUACUGUAUGAUUUGGGACAUUGCCUCAAUCAUAUUUAUGUGGCUUCUCAGUUGGUGUAUAAGCCUGAGUUGACCGGAUUGUGGAUUUCUCCCGGGAGAUUAGAAAUCUGAGAACUUGAAUACAGCAUUUGGAAGCAAAAGAGAGAUGAAUAAGGUGCUUUAAUAUUAGGAAGGCCUUCUGUUAUGUGUUCAGCCUGCUUCUUCACUUAAUAGAAAUAGCUGACCACAACUGUUCUCUUUAGAGGAUGGCUCUAGAUUUGCCUAGUCAGAUUCCUUUUUAAAUGCUUCCUUUGCUACUACAAGCAGUGGGAAAGGUUAUUUAAGGAGGGAGAUGCAUGACUCUUCCUUACUGCUAAAAUGUAAAUUAACGUGAAAGUUGCUUAAAGCAGGUACUGGAACAACUGAAGUAAAAUGCAAGUGUAGGCAGCUCUGGUUUUCUAACCUGCUGAUGAAAUCCACAGUCUUCUGUGAUUUAUUUCUGUUGCACUAUUGUUACCACUGGCCUAAAACAUUUAUGGUUCUAAUUAGAGAUUCUGCCAACUUGUGUACUGUCUGUACUGGAAACAAGUAAAAGUUCUAACUGUUGAA
Gallus gallus (chicken) is the source of this 2164-nucleotide messenger RNA. RefSeq names its product ATPase H+ transporting V1 subunit D (gene ATP6V1D). Bases 832 to 1521 code for a protein of 229 amino acids. Gene Ontology annotation, molecular function: proton-transporting ATPase activity, rotational mechanism. The transcript is spliced from 9 exons. The record is from RefSeq and is a predicted model, not a curated record. NCBI's taxonomy places the organism in Eukaryota, Metazoa, Chordata, Aves, Galliformes, Phasianidae. Gene Ontology annotation, cellular component: proton-transporting V-type ATPase complex.